Molecule: messenger RNA, 1503 nt
Organism: Benincasa hispida (wax gourd)
Lineage: Eukaryota; Viridiplantae; Streptophyta; Magnoliopsida; Cucurbitales; Cucurbitaceae
Source: RefSeq, a predicted model, not a curated record
UCUGCCUCUCAUUCUUUCCACAUUUGCUUAUGGAACCAACUCAGAAAAGCCUCCAUAGCUUUGAGUUUCAAGCUUUUCUACCCAUCAAAAACCAACAGAUUCCAUCUUACCAGUCUCCUUUUUCUACUGUUUCUGAUUCUACUUCUCCUGUUUUAGCUGUUGCAGUUCUAAGUGUGAUGGGCACAGCUUUCUUGCUUUUGGGUUACUAUAUUUUCAUCAGCAAAUGCUGCUCUAACUGGCACCAGUUUAGUUUGCUGAGGAGGUUUUCAAGUUUUCAUACCCCCCAACAAGAUGAAGAUCCUUUCAUAGCUCUCUCUCCAACAACAAUGUGGAAUCGCGGUCUCGAAGAGUCGAUGAUUCGCCAAAUCCCGGCUUUUCAAUUCGAAAGAGACGGUGAAGGUAGCGGUAUUUAUAGCUGUGUUGUUUGUCUAAGCAAGUUUCGAGAGAAUGAAAUGCUAAGAGUUUUACCAAAAUGCAGCCACACAUUUCAUUUGGACUGCAUUGAUAUCUGGCUGCAAAGCAACUCUAAUUGCCCUCUUUGUAGAACAAGCAUUUCAGGCAUAACAAAGCCUCCAAUUGAUCAAAUUGUAGCUCCAAGUUCUUCUCCACAAAACUCACAGCUUCUUUCCAACAGCAUAAUGGGAAGUGAUGAAGAUUUUGUAGUCAUUGAACUUGGUAGGGAAGAUGAAGAAGUUUUCUCACCAGGGCAACAUGAGGGUAAUGCUUCAAGAGAAGUACUAGUUCAGCAGCCCAGAUACCAUUCUCCGAAAAAACUCGAAAACAAGGUCGGCAAACCAAAAACUCGAAAGUGUCACCAUGUUUCGAUCAUGGGAGACGAGGGAAUCAAUGUUAGAGCAAAUGAUGAUCAAUUCUUUACUCAACCCAUCAGAAGAUCCUUUUCCAUGGAUUCUGCAGCUGAUCAGCAGCUUUACUUAACCGUUCAAAUGAUAAUACAUCAAGAUAGGCAAAUCACUGAGUCCAGUAGUAGUGGUAGUAGUGCAGAAAUUGACAGCAGAAACCGAAGAUCUUUCUUUCCGUUUCGAUCGGGACGAGGAUUGCAAAAAUGCAAUUCUUCCACUUGAGUCUGAUAUGUAAAUAUUCCGAGGAUUGAUUCAUUUCAUUCAGAUUUAGCUCCGUUUGCUUUUGAUUUCAGUAGUGAGUGAAAAAAUUUAAUAGGUGAAUGAGUAUUACACACAAAAAAGAUGGUGUUUACUUGUAAGUUUUUUCUUUAUGAAACUUUACUCAUUAUGGAAAAGAGAUGAAAAAAGAGACUUAUUGAAACUUUGGCAUGCUACUGGAAAUCAUUGCUUAAACCACUAAACAUUGCCUUGCCUCUCUUUCUUUUCCAAGUCUUCAUCAAUGAGAAUGAUUGCUUGUCUCCUUUCUUUUGGAUCUUGGUUAUGAAUGGAACACAGAGAAGAGUGGACCCAAACUCUCAUUCAACUAGCUGAAGGGCUUCUUCUCAAUUAUCUUCAUCUUCUGUAGUACACCCCAAGCUCAGGA